Molecule: messenger RNA, 645 nt
Organism: Saccostrea echinata
Lineage: Eukaryota; Metazoa; Mollusca; Bivalvia; Ostreida; Ostreidae
Product: modulator of apoptosis 1-like
Exons: 1
Coding region: 1-645 (214 amino acids)
Source: RefSeq, a predicted model, not a curated record
AUGGGAACGCCAGAGGAAUACCAGAAAUUAGUUGAAACCCUUCAGGGUAUGGAAGUAGUACCAAAAGCUGAUUCUAAAGAAGAAUUAAUCAAUUGGAUGAAAGCGUACCUGGAAAAAGAGAAAGUGGAAAUCAAGAUUGAACCUGGAACUGGUGCGAAUGCUGGUGCCAUUCCUAAAACGACUACCUAUAUUCAUCCUCCUGCCAUUAGUACAUUUUCAGGAACAGAUCCAACAGGAAAGAGUGCUACUACAUUUGACCUAUGGCUGUAUGAAGUCAAGUGUCUUAUGAUUGAGAAAACCCAUUCACAAGAAGCAAUUGCUCAGGCAAUUAGAAAAUCAUUGAAGGGCGAGGCAGGACGGACUGUAAUGAGACUUGGACCUAAAGCAAAGAUUCCAGAAAUAUUGGAUAAACUUACAAGUGUUUAUGGAGACGUAGAUGAGAAAGAAUCUAUCCUUAGUGAAUUCUAUGGUGCAAGGCAGAAACAGACUGAAAACAUCACAGAAUGGAGCUGCAGAUUGGAAGAUAUUCUGGGAAGAGCGAUAAUGACAGGUCAAGUUUUUGAAAGCAGUUCUGACAAGAUGCUACAUGAUAUGCUAUGGAAAGGAUUAAGACCAGAUUUGAAAGACAUUACACACUAUGAGUGA